UGCCAACUGUCCAAGUUGUAUACAAAUAAGGUUUAUUGCUAUUUACUUGUUGUUAUUGUUUCCUUUCUUUUAAUAUUUCAAUAUGGAAAGUCAAAAUCUGUGUUUAGAAAUUUCCAAGAAGCUCUCUUUUAUAACAAAUUAAAAAAUUCAACAUAUAAAAUUCAACCAAUUCAAAAUGGACGACAAUUUUAUUUUAAAUGCUCAUUCGGUGAAGACAACAACUAUGUUACAGAAAUUGAUAAUGACGUGGAACAGAAUAUAAAGAUAAAGACUCCUGGUGGUCCUUUUGAUUAUGCAAUCACAAAUAUAAAAUAUCAGGAUCUGAAUGAUUUAGAAUUACAAGAGAUGAAGAAAUAUUCUGGAAAAUGUUCCCAAAAUAUGAAACUUACAAUUAGAAACUCGCAAGCUCAUCUCCUAAAAUUUCAAUUCUUUGAUGACACCAAAUAUAAUCUGAGCAGUUUUGAGGACGGCAUUUGUAACUGUUUAAUAUCAACAGUAUGUCUUGAAGAGAAGGAUUCAAGUAAAAAUUGUAUUGAUACUGGACAGAAAUCUCAUAAUCAAAUCUAUGAUUUAUCGGGUGAAAUCUCUGUUCUAUCAAACAAAUUACCAUUAAUUCAAAUUUCAUAUGGUGAUUUAGACGACUCUGAGGAAUAUGCAAAACAUGUCAUAGGUCCACUGGCAUGUACCUUACCUCGGAUAGAAGUCAUAGCCCCCAGUGGAUGCUUUGGAAGCCUUUUUGCACUACGUGGCAAAGAUACACAUACAUGUGUUCAAUUUCAAAUAUCAACCCUAUCACUUCUAUUGGAUUAUACUGAAAAUUUUAAAAUCUCUGCAAAAUUUAUCCACUCACUGAGCAUAAUAUCCUACAUGAAGACAGAAGAUUCUCAACUGAGGUUAUGCAACGAAAUUCGAAAUCAAACUUUCAUAUGUGAACAAUAUUAA
Molecule: messenger RNA, 942 nt
Organism: Dimorphilus gyrociliatus
Lineage: Eukaryota; Metazoa; Annelida; Polychaeta; Dinophilidae
Source: the annotation of a GenBank genome assembly